GGGAUGACCCGUUCUCAACACUUCUUCACCAUUGCAACAAGAAUUGAUGCCCACGCCAUGCAAAUCUCUGGCAAUACUGAGUUCCACUUGUUCAUGGACAUGCGAGCUGAGUUUGCAUGGAUCUCCUUCAAGAUGAUGCCCAAACAGUGGGUUGUAGCUACUGAGACCUACAAUAACCAUCUCAAGGAGAAGAAUCAUGCUAAUGGGCUCGAAACAGUGAAGAAGAACCCUUAG
Molecule: messenger RNA, 234 nt
Organism: Suillus bovinus
Lineage: Eukaryota; Fungi; Basidiomycota; Agaricomycetes; Boletales; Suillaceae
Exons: 1
Source: RefSeq, a predicted model, not a curated record